AUGUCGGCCUCAUUAGCACCAGAAUGCAACGAGGUCAAGGAGCGGUAUGACACUUGCUUCCUUAAGUGGUACAGCGAGAAAUAUCUGCGGAGCAACGGCAAGACCGACGACAACGAGUGCGCCAACCUGUUCAAGGACUACCAGAAGUGUCUCAAGGUUGUGCUCAAGGAGAAGGGCAUCGACAAGCUUAUUGAUGAGGCGAGAGAGGAUACCAAGGAGAACGAUGCUCUGUAUAUAAAACGAAAGUGA
This is a messenger RNA of Neoarthrinium moseri, 249 nucleotides long. RefSeq lists its product as uncharacterized. Lineage: Eukaryota; Fungi; Ascomycota; Sordariomycetes; Amphisphaeriales; Apiosporaceae. The transcript is spliced from 4 exons. The record is from RefSeq and is a predicted model, not a curated record. Bases 1 to 249 code for a protein of 82 amino acids.